Pristis pectinata (smalltooth sawfish) is the source of this 3755-nucleotide messenger RNA. RefSeq names its product ankyrin repeat domain-containing protein SOWAHA-like. The transcript has a single exon. NCBI's taxonomy places the organism in Eukaryota, Metazoa, Chordata, Chondrichthyes, Rhinopristiformes, Pristidae. The coding region runs from base 226 to 2022 and encodes 598 amino acids. The record is from RefSeq and is a predicted model, not a curated record. Gene Ontology annotation, molecular function: protein binding.
AUGAUCAUCCCUCUGUCAACCAAGGACGUACUCCGGAAACAACAGGUAUUGCGGGGCUGGGAGUAGAGCCGGGAGAGAAGGCAGUCCCCUCCAUUCUGGCAGUCGCAUGACAGCCCUGGUUGGAAGGAGAGCUCAGACCGACGGCUCGGAGAAUUCCCCGAGGAAUGAAGUGAAAUUGCUGCCGCCGGCUGGGAUUUCCGCGGCUGCAGUACAGGUGAGCCGAGAAUGGAGUCAGGACUGAGUCAAGAGGCCGUGAUCAAGUUUCUGGUGGACGCUGGGGGCAAGGUGGAGAACUCCAAGCUGCUGUUUAACUUUCGGAACGAGUUGGGGCAGAGCGAUCCGCAGCUGAAAAAGGAAGCCCGGGAGAUUUUCAAAAGCUAUAUUAAUAACGUGGCCGUGGUGCGCGAAGAAGGAGGGGUGAAAUAUGUGGUUUUAAAGAAGAAGAUGCAGCAUCUGGUGGCUGCUCGGCAGGCAGUCCCUCCGGCUCGGCAGGAGACGGGGCCAACCAAGGGGUUGGGGAAGGUGGAGAGCCUGGGGAACCUGCCGGAGGCUGGGGAGAGACCGCAGGAGCCCAGGGCUCGGCGCAAUUCUGCACCCUCGGCGCUGUCACCGGGUGAGGCGAGAUCCCUGGCCCUCCCGUCCUAUCAGCCGCAGGACGGAGGCAAGGCAGGGUCCCAGGACGCGCUCAGCCCCGGGGGGGACCUGGUGUGGCGGCAAGGGGAGAAGCUAGCACAGUUUCAGAGGGUGCGCCCUGCCAACACCGGCAGCCUUGAGCAGAUCGCGGAGAAGCGGUGUUUGACCUGCGAGAGUGUCCCCUUGGAACACCGUGAUUCUGCCUGCGAGGGCUUAUCGUCUGCACCUGUAUCCCAAGACUUGAAGUCUCCAGCUGUUACAGCCAAUGGCAAUGCUGUGUUGGCUUCUGACUUUGUUCCCGAACCCAAGCGGUUGGACCCUCUUCCAGCCCUAGAGGAUACGUUACAAUUUGAACAAAAGAUUGGGAACUAUGAAGCCAAACCCAGCGAUGUCACUGCUGGGGGAGGUUCAAAGAUGGACUCAACCCAGAAGCCCAAACCAUACAUGUACCCACUUCGCCUUCCUCCUGACGCCCAAACAUGUAUCAGUUCUCACAGUGAGCAGAAGAAGGAUGCACAAGAUGUCCAAGUCAACAAUAACUGCCCAGUAGCUUCAGGUAACCAAAGUGCCCCCAAGGUACCUAAAAUGAAGAGAAGUCAAUCAGCAGAGGUUGGAUGCAGUUCGCCACAUCUGAAGCGAGCUUUGAGGAUUUUGAAAUUUCCUGAAGACGCCCGUUUCUCUGAUCAAGUCCCUCUGGAUCCAGUUGAGCAUGAGUGGAUUGUGAAGACCGCCUUGGGUCACUGGACCCAAGUUUCAGGCUUGCUGCUCAAGGACAACUACUUGGCCGAGAAGAAGGACUUCAUGUCUGGCUUCACAGCCGUACAUUGGGCAGCGAAAUUCGGCAACAGUGAGAUUAUGUGCUGGAUUAUUGAUAGCUCAGAGAGAAAUGGCAUCAAAAUGGAUAUUAACUCUAAAUCACAUGGUGGUUACACCCCCUUGCAUAUUGCUGCCAUUCAUGGCAGAGAAAAUGUUAUUGUUGAGCUGGUGAAAAAGUACAAUGCAAUAACAACUCUAAGAGACUACAGUGGCAAAAGGCCAUAUCAUUACUUAACCAAGGAUAGCUCCUUCUCUGUGAGGCAAUUGUUAGGGGACCCAGAGACUUUCAUCAGUGAAUCCAUUACUCAUAAACGGGGAUCUAGGGUGGCUUCUUCCAUCCUGAGCGGAACUAACACCUUGCUGGGUGCACUGGCUGAUGAUGUGAUCUUCCAAGAGUUUUCCAAGUCUUUGAAGAAACAAACAAACCUUAGCAAGUUCUUCACAGCUCCAGCUGGACACAAGAAAAGAGUUAAAAUGCGCACAAACUUUACUUCAUUGAAUGAAGAACCAGAAGAAGAAGAGAGAGAAGAGGUAGUUCUAAAACGCCGGCCGGUGACUGAAGUAUUCUUCUGAAGUUUCUUUUACAUUUUCAAAAUGAAUAUAAUGGAUCAAUAGAGAAAUACUUUGUUUUAAUGUUAAUGUUUUAGGUGAUAUUCUCCUCGGGAACUCUAGGUCAUAAUGUGAUCUUGAGCAUUAAGCUAUUUUUAAUCAUUGAUAUGGUUCUACAUUUCCAAUAGCACUGAGCAAUAAAAUUAGGAAUUUCUGUGUUUUUUAUGGUCAACUGAAUACUAGAGAAAAAUUCUUGCAGUCAAGAGGAAGGUAGCUGCUGUUAUCUAACCUCACUCUCAUUAAACCUACAGCAUGUCUGUGGGUAUUUAUAGCUUUGUUUCCAGGAUCCCCUGUGAAUUCCUCCCAGCUCCUUCAUUAGCCCCAGAAGGAACAUAGAGUGAGUUCUGUUGUGAGCUUCCUGAAGAGCAAGAGCACAGGAACAUUCCCGGGUAAUCCUGCAGUGAUCUUGCUCCUGGUUCACUAUUUCUGGUGAAGUUUUUUUUAGAAAAGCAAACAUUCAGCUGAAUGAUAAUCAAGGUUCCCCAUGUCAAAUCUACUUGUACCACUACUUAUGUGGUAAGGUGCUUUAAAUCUCUAGUGGCAAGAUGUAUUGUGCAUCCUCCCUACUUGUGUUAAUUGAAUCCUUCAGAGAGAAUAAUUUAAUUCCAAUUUUUAAUUUUAUCUUGUGUCACUUUGGAGAUAUCUUAAUCCCGAAGAAAGUUAUGUAUUAAUAGGCAAUUGGAAUUUAAAAAUUGGAGUUUGGACCUCUUAGAGGUUUUGUAUCCCAAUGAACAUUUUGAAUUCUUCUCACUCUUUAUUGAUUUACACAUUAGUAGUCCAAUUCAGUUUAUUGUAGUCAAGUUAUUUAAAUGUGAAACCUUGGUCUGUGACUCUCAAAAAUAAUAACAAAUUUGAUCAUAUCAAUAGUUGUAAGUGGUGGAUAGUCACACAAAACCAUCUGAUCUUAAAAUUGUCACCAUUUUCAAAUCCCUUCAUAGUCCUUUCCCUGCCUAUUCUGCAAUCUCUUUCUGCCCUAUAACCCACUAGUUUGAGCUUCUUGAUGACUGGCAGAUUUAUUGCUCCACCAUUGCAGCCAUGCCUUAGCUGCCAAAGCCCUAUGUUUCUGAGGUUUCUGAAUUCUCUCCCUAAAACUCUGCCUCCCCAUUUCUCUUUCAGCCUUUAAGACACUCUUUGAAACUUAUUUCUUGGACCAGACUUUUGGUUAUCCUCUCUAAAAUCUCCUUAGGUAGCUUGUCAUUAGAUUCACUUAUAAUAUUUCUGUGAAAUGCUCUGGGAUGUUUUGUACAUUAAAGUUUGUUACACCCUGUUCCCCUGCUGGUUAUAAAGCAUUUGAAAAUAAAGAAAAAAAAAGAAAUUUCAAAAGCUUUAUUCAAAUAGAGUUUACAUGUAAUUUGUAUGUGGAGCUUUGUAUGUGAGAAGCAGUACUUCAGGUAUGUUUGUUAGUGCUUAGUAUAUCUUUUGCACCUUUAUAUGAGAAAAGUGAAAUUCCAUCUUUGUGUAAAUUAAUUUGAAUGUUUUUGAGUACAGCAUUUUGAGUACAAACUGGUCUAUGCAUCUGAGUAGGUUAUGAGCUAAUAGCUUUGAUCUAAGUAAAAGCUAUUUAUUCACGACUUCAGAAUCCAUAUGGAGCUAAGAAACAGGGAGGUGGAGAAACAGCUGCUGUUACUUAUUCAUAUACUUAUUCAUAUUAAUGUAAAAAGGCAGGGUCAAUAAAUCAAAAUAUUUAGUGAACUAAC